UGUAACCGGCAGCUGGACUUACUGGCGUUCUAAACCUGUCGACAGAUGCGCCAAACAAACAAACAAGUGUCACCGCGUAGCUCGACACGCACCUGGUGGUCACAGCAGUUUCAAACAGCUAUUUUAUUUCAUUUUGAUGCCAGCCGCUGGGUUGCUGCCUUGAGUUCCGAUUAGCAGUUCUGCAUGAGGUUUUAUGCUGCGGUUGUUGCACUGGUUGCUACAGGAAGGGGUCAGGAAAUGGUAUGACUAACCCUAAUGCUAUCCACCCCAUCACCUGUUCACUCUCGGCAUGGAACAUGCUGCAACAGAUAGCGGCUUCCCGCGAUCACACAGGACCAGCGACACAUCUCUGUGCCUAAUCGCUCGCAGGAGGAAACUCCCUACCCAUAAAUAGCCAGCGACGCAUCGGUUCACAAUAGAGGCUAUGUGCUCAGUGCCGCAUUUCCUCCAGCGGCGCGGAUCUCUUUGCUUCGCUCCAACCCAAGGGACAGAAUGAGCGCGACAGUCGAGGACCUUCUCAUCAUCUACGAGGAGGAAGCCAAGCAGUGGGCCUCGUACCUUAAGAGCAUCUUCGCAGGCCUCCUUCCCACAGCAGGCAUUCUCUGCUACGACAUCUCUACGGUGACCAGCAACCUUGACGAAUCCCUGAAUCUGGGCCACUACCGUUGCAAGCUGCUUGUCCUGUCACAAGGCAUGCUGGAAGGCCUGUGUCAGAUCCAGCGCUUCUUCCUCGCGCGUGUCCUGCAACCGUCGGCCCAAGUGGUUGUGCUGCUGUGUGGCGUUGAGACCAUUGACCCGCUCCUGCAGACUGUCCCGGCAAUCGAGGGCUGCUUGCAACUCUCGUCUGAGCAGGAUGCCCAGGUGUACCUGUCCACUGUCACUGAGAUCAUGCAAAAAGGCUCACAGGCGGUGAUCCCGGCAGAGAGGAAACAGCCAGCCAGAGCCCCCGUGACCAAGCUUCCCAUGCAGGUGGUUCCCUUUAGGGUGCCAUGUGAGAGCCCAGGGAACGUCUACGUUCUGCUGCGAGAUGUGCUGCCUGUCCAAGACACCACCGUGGAGUUCCACUGCGACCAAAAGAGGGUGGAAGUCACACCUGUGGUGUGGAACAAGCAUGUUCUGGAGGUGAAAGCUCCAGACCUCCCGGCAGGGACAGUGGACGUGACCCUACGCUUUGGGGACGUGGCCAUGGGGCCAAAGGGCAAGCUCCAGUAUUACUCCACCAUGAACGAGGUGGCACUGCUGCUGAGGAAGGCCGCCGACCCCAUUGAGUUCAUGCAUCAGGCCUUCCAGACCUCCUCCGCCGAGAGGCUCGACCAGAUCCUGGCGUCCGCGCUGAUCGAGCGCAUGCCGGCUGGGGGUUUUCAGGCCCUGCAAGGCGAGGGGGGCCACGGAGCAGAGAAGCACCCCAAGGACAUUCCCACACUCCUCCACUUUGCUGCCGAAAACGGCCUGCGAGAUCUGACCGGCGCGCUGCUGCAGUGCCCGGGCGCCCAGCGGGCUCUCCACGUCGCCAACCGGCACGGGGCCACGCCCCUCAAGCUCGCCAAGAGCCACGGCCACGCCCAUGUCUACAGCCUCCUGCAGGAGGCACUGGUCGGAUCCAGCAUGGGAGAAGACAACACCAUUUACGAGAUGAUGGGAUCCCCUGGCCAAGGCAAUACUAAUAACAGCCCAGGAGAAGAGGAGAAUAACGAUGUGAAGGAUGAAGAUGACGAAGACCCCUAUACGGCUGUAGGGGGGGACGAUGAAGAGUACGAUACGAUACUUGCCUCCAACAAGGCUGCAACCAUCACCAACCGUCCCCCUGCCCCAACUCCAAGACCAGAAGCCACCCCCACAAAAAAGGACGACAUACCAUUCAUUGCCCAAGUGUUCCAGAAGAAGAUGUCCCAGGGUGCUGCAGACAAUCUGUACUCUCAGUCCUCCAGACAAGGCAGGGGCCAAAAAAGCAUCGGGUCAGCCUACGACACCUUCGUCCCCUACCAGCCACCUGGCCUGGAGGAGCUAAUUGAGCUGCAAGAGAAGGUCAAGAAGGGUACCCUGACCAUGGAUGAAGCCCUCGAAAGGUUCAGCGACUGGCAGCAGGUCCAGAAGGGCUUGGAUGACAUACAGCAGGAGAAGCUGCGGCAGCUGAGGGCAAGCAUCAUCAACAACAGGGAGGACGAUGAGAAUGUCUAUGAUAAAAUUAACAUCGUACAUCACACUCCAGAUGUGGAUGUUGCAAAAUGUCGAAGAGGAACCCAUCCUACAGAGAGCGGAUUCUACAGCAAACCACUUAAAGGGCAGCAAUCUAAUUUCCUAUGGAAGGCUGACAAGCAGUGAAUGUUAUGUAUCCUUACAGAUAUUUCCAUGGCUUAACUCCAAUACAUCUGUGCUGCUUUGAGAA
Messenger RNA from Scleropages formosus (Asian bonytongue), 2386 nucleotides. Its product is annotated as B-cell scaffold protein with ankyrin repeats-like. Gene Ontology annotation, molecular function: protein tyrosine kinase binding; signaling receptor binding. Gene Ontology annotation, biological process: negative regulation of B cell activation; B cell activation; negative regulation of phosphatidylinositol 3-kinase/protein kinase B signal transduction. NCBI's taxonomy places the organism in Eukaryota, Metazoa, Chordata, Actinopteri, Osteoglossiformes, Osteoglossidae. The transcript has 16 exons. The record is from RefSeq and is a predicted model, not a curated record. Bases 493 to 2322 code for a protein of 609 amino acids.